Aphis gossypii (cotton aphid) is the source of this 1506-nucleotide messenger RNA. RefSeq lists its product as uncharacterized. The transcript has a single exon. Lineage: Eukaryota; Metazoa; Arthropoda; Insecta; Hemiptera; Aphididae. The coding region runs from base 1 to 1491 and encodes 496 amino acids. The record is from RefSeq and is a predicted model, not a curated record.
AUGAAUACACCAGAAACAAAUAUAAACCGUUUCGGAGCCUCUCUACCGGGGAGGUCGGACUCCGGAAAACAAAGAUCCGGCUGCCAGGAGAGGUGCUCGUCCUGGGGGUCGUUAUCAAACGAAGGCACCAAAAAUGCGCAACUGAAAACGGACCGGACUGUAGAGAUAUUGGACACGGAUGUACUUAGGCUACGUGGAGGUGGCAAUCCCGUAGUACCGCCUAUCACAGGUGACAAUGAGAGUGGUGCAAUGGACACUGACGAGCCAGCCUCGAACAAACGGGCCCCGUCGAGCCCAGGCGACGACGAUAAUAAGCCAAAGAAAAAGCCGGUAGAUAAAGCUGACAACGCGCUUAUAAAAGCCAUGAACCUGCAUCUAGGAUUUAUCGAACAAACAAUAGCUAUAGAGCGUGCCAAGAAGCUUACAGUAGCCUCGGCGGAAAACAUGACCGAGCGAACGACAGCUAUUAGGGCUCUUUUCACAGACGUAUGCUUAGAAAACAGCCGUCUUAGGGGCAUAACGCAGGUCAGCACGACUGAACUUAACGGGAUCUUGGCGAGCUUCACCAAGUCCCUCUCCGGUAAAUGCGAUGAGAUCGCGGCUCUCAAAAACGAGAACGCUGAGCUAAAGGCCAAACUCGAAGGCAAAGAGAGCAUGUCGAAAAACGAGAAGCCCGUAGUAAAACCCGUCACGUACGCGGAGAUUGCGGUUGGCAAGGGAGAGCCGAAACCGAAAACUAAGAGCAUAAACACGCUUACCAAAAAGGCUUUGGAGAACUGCCGAGAGACGAAGUCGGGUACAAAGUUUACGGUCGACAUACCAGAAGGCGAGACACUCGCGAAGGUUAAAUCCGACCUGUGGAUUAAAGUUAAGGGUAAACUGAAAAACCCAAGAGCAAAGACCGUGGUAAGGGACAAAACCCUUAUAAUUAUACCGGAUGAUGCCGUCACGUUGGAGGUGUUGAAGCAGGUUCCAAACCUGAAGGAGGUAGGGCCAAGACAGCCCAGAAUUAUAAUCUACGACGUAGAUACCGACAUCUCGGAAGCUGAGAUAGCGGAUGGUCUUCUAGUGCAGAACCCGGAACUCGGCUUAACUCAGACCGAUAUAGAUACCAUGAGGGUCAAGCACAAGCUCGGACCAAGAAAUGGCUGCACCACGCAUUGGGUAAUCGAGACGCCAGCAAGUGUGCUACCCAAGCUUGAAAACAAGACGGUUUUCUUGGGCAUGACAAGGUGCAGAGUUAAGUUACAUAAGACCACCUCGCAGUGCUACCGCUGCCAGAAAUAUGGACAUACGUCGUUGAAGUGUAAUCAGGCUCAGCCGGCAUGUAGACACUGCGCGGAGGCGCAUGACAGUAGGGAAUGCCCUAAUAAACAGAUGGCGGUCUGCGCUAACUGCCGGUUACCACAUAAAGCCUCAAGCUCGGCGUGCAAAGCUAAGGUCACCGCGGUGAAGAGCCUGCUGCGGAGGACGGACUUUACCCCUAAAUGACAGUCACAUACCUAA